UGUCAUAUUUUAUGGGCCGUGUGGCCAGUUAUAUGAACUCUGCCCCAAAACCGAUUCAAGCCCCCCAAUUUUCCUCGACACAAUUCAAAAUCCCCAACUGAAUAUCCUUCCCUGCUCAUACGAAAAUGGUUCAAUCCAAAAAAAUAUUUUCAAAUCUCUAUUUAUAAGAUAGCUAUCCUUCUGUCCGGCUCGGCGGAACUCUAACACGGCGGCGGCGGAGGACGGCGAAGUUACGGUCUUUUUCUUCGGCAUCAUUGAAAACCCUAAGUAUAAGUAAACCCUAGCUACACAUUGUUUUUGUCAAGAGCCCUUAACAUGGCUGGACCAAUUCGGGAGCAAGCCCUACCGCUACUCGCGGCCGCUAAUAACCACGGUGAUUUGUCAGUAAAGCUAUCUUCGCUGAAGCAACUGAAAGAAAUAUUGUUAUCGGCAGAGCCAUCCCAAGUUGCUGAGCUUCUCCCUUAUUUAAUUGACCUUCAGUCUUCGCCUGAAAGUCUCUUACGCAAAUGCCUCAUUGAGGUUAUAGAGGCGGUUGGGCUGAAAGCAAAGGAACAUUUGUUGGUUUUAAUGCCCGUAUUAUUUGCAUGCUUAAAAGAUAUGAAUUCAAUGGUGGCAAAGCAAUCAAUUGUAUCUGGCAUGAAAAUCUUUUGUGGCAUAUUGGAGGAAUUAUCAUCUCAGUUUCACCAGCAUGGUAUAGUUGAAAGGUGGCUUGAAGAGCUCUGGACAUGGAUGGUCAAAUUCAAGGAUGCUGUCUUUGGCUUUAUUUUUGAGGCAGGCCCUAUUGGUACGAAAUUGCUGGUGUUGAAGUUCCUUGAAACAUAUAUUCUACUUUUCACAUCGAUUGAUUCAGAAAAAUCUGGAGCACAAGCUAAACAUGGAUGGACUUUUAAUGUUUCAUGGGUAGUUGGUCAUCACCCUGUUCUUGAUCCAGCGUCACUUACAUCAGAUGCAAAAAAUACUGUUGGUACUCUAUUGGAUUUGUUGCACUCAGCUAGCUCUCUCCCUGGUUUACUAACCAUAUCCAUCAUUAAUAGUUUGUCCGUUAUAGCAAGGAGGCGACCUAUCCAUUAUAACCGCAUUUUGUCAGCGUUGCUUGAUUUUGAUCCAAACUUUGAGAUGACAAAGGGUGGACAUGCUGCCAGCAUUCAGUAUUCUCUGAGAACUGCCUUUCUAGGAUUCCUGAGGUGUACACAUCCUGCCAUUUUGGAGUCAAGAGAAAGAUUGUUGAAAUCGUUGCGAGCAAUGAGUGCUGGUGAUGCUGCUGAUCAAGUUCUUCGGCAACUCGAUAAAAUGAUCAGAAAUAAUGAGCGAGUUUCACGUGAUUCUAGAUUGAAUAAGGAUGAGCAGUUAUCAAAUCACUUGCCCAUUUCAGGUGAUCCAGCCAAGAAGAGGUCAAAUCCAUUAGAUAAUGAAGAUCCAUCUAAUAACUAUGAUUUAACUACAAAAAGGGUUCAUUAUGGCCCGAAUAAUCACAAUCACGCAGCUCCAGUUGAGAGAAAUGAUUCAGGGAAAGAAUAUGUCAAUGGGGUGGACCUAACGGUUGCAAAAAUAAUUGAGAUGAUUGGUGCUUUUCUAGCAGAAGGAGAAAGGGGUGCCAAGCCUCUUGAAAUGCUAAUAUCCACGCUUCAUCCUGAUUUAUUGGCUGAUAUAGUCAUAACUAAUAUGAAGCACUUACCUGAAAAUUCCCCUCCUUUUGCAACGGUUGGAAGCUUUUCAUUAGCUCGGGCAAGUGAUUCUACUAAUCUAUCCCAAAUUAUGGCACCAAUUGAUUCCUCAUUAGGCCAACAGGCUUGGGUUCCUGGAUCCCAGACACCCAUCUCUUUAUCAACUGCUACAAGCAGUUCAUUUCCAGAAAUGCUUACUUCUGCAAGUCUCCCUUUAGAUUCAAAACGUGAUCCUAGAAGGGAUCCACGGCGCCUUGACCCAAGGCGUACAGCUGUGGCUGUUGAAGUAUCACCACCACUUGUUGCAGAACAUAACACAAGUGCUAUGCAAUCUGCAGUGCUGCAAUCUGAAAUAAAUUCUUCCAGUUCAUCUAAUGUUGAAAUUGCAGUACCCUUGAUGUCAACUUCUGAAUGUAUGCCAAUGGCGUAUCCUAAGAUGGAAACCGACUCUAUCAUUGCUGAAAGUUCACCAGGAACAAUAGUUGGUCUGUCAGCUCCCAAAGAGGAAGUUCAUGUUGAAGACCUGAAUGAAGCUAUUCCUGAUCACAAGUUGGAUGCUGCAACACAUGUUCCACUAUUAUCUCCUGGCAAAGUAGAAGCGGAAUUGGUUCCAGAAAUUCCAUCUGAAGUUGGAGUAACAAAUGAAAUUUACUCUCCUUUGUUAGAAACAGAUCAACUUUCUCCCCCUAUUUCAACUGCUGCAACUCCUGAAGAGGCAUGUGAGGACUUGCCUGCAAUUCCAGCAUUCAUUGAGCUGACUUAUGAGCAGCAAAGAAAUAUAGGAACACUGGCUGUUGAACAGAUAAUUGACUCAUACAAAAAAUUAAAAGAGACUGACAAUAAGCAUACAGGAAUGGCAUUACUUUCUCGGUUAGUUGCCCAGAUUGGUGCUGAUGCUGAUGCUCAUGUAAUUGUGAUGAUCCAAAGGCAUAUUUUCUCAGGCAACCAACACGAGAAGGUACAUGAGCUUGCAAUGCAUGUACUUUAUCAUUUGCACUAUCUCAUGCUAUCGGAUUCAGUUGAAAACAUUCCACCUGCUGCUGCUCUAUAUGAGAAAUUCCUCCUCAGUGCGGCAAAAUCAUUGCUGGAUUCUUUACCAGCCAACGACAAGUCAUUUAGUAGGCUCCUCGGUGAAGUUCCAUAUCUACCUGAAUCUGUGAUGAGACUGCUAGUAGAUUUAUGCUCUGAAAAUUAUCUUGGGAACGAUGGUCGUGAUGGUGACCGUGUAACUCAGGGCCUUGGUGCAGUUUGGAGUUUAAUUUUGGGGCGCCCCCCUAAUCGUCAAGCAUGCCUGGAUAUAGCUCUGAAGUGUGCUAUUCACCCUCAGGACGAUGUCAGAGCAAAAGCUAUUCGCCUGGUGGCAAACAAACUUUACGUGGUUGGUGACAUUUCAGAUAAUAUUGAGCAGUUUGCUAAGAAUAUGUUAUUGUCAGCUGUAGAUCAGCAUGUCACAGAUGCAGAAUAUUCCCAGUCUGGAACUAUGGUUCAGAGAACAGGAGAGACAGGAAAUCAGGAAGCCUCAGUUAGUGGUUCUCAGAUUUCAGAGCCAGGAUUCUUUGAAAAUGAUUUUGUUAAGUCUGCAGCAUCUGAUUCUCAAAGUGAUUCAGAGUUGUCUUUAGCUCAAGCUCAGCGGCUUAUCUCAUUAUUUUUUGCUCUAUGCACUAAGAAAUUCAGUCUUCUCCACCUUGUAUUUGAUACCUAUGAACGUGCUCCUAAGGCAGUUAAGCAGGCUGUUCACCGGCAUAUGCCUGUUCUUGUUAGGGCUAUAGGCUCUUCAUGUUCUGAACUGCUUCAUAUAAUAUCUGAUCCACCACAAGGCUGUGAAAAUCUUUUGACACAGGUGCUUCAUAUUCUCUCUGAAGGGACAACUCCUCCGCCUGACUUAGUUGCAGUUGUCAAGCAGUUAUAUGAAACUAAACUGAAGGAUGCAACUGUUCUGAUUCCAGUGCUCUCUUCAUAUUCGAAGAGUGAGGUUCUACCUAUUUUCCCAAGGCUUGUUGCUCUCCCACUGGAUAAAUUUCAGAUUGCCCUGGCUCGGAUAUUACAGGGUUCCGCCCACACUGGUCCAGCACUGACCCCAGCCGAAGUGCUGGUUGCAAUACAUGAUAUAAAUCCCGACAGGGAUGGCCUUCCGCUAAAAAAGAUAACAGAUGCUUGCUCAGCUUGUUUUGAGCAGCGGACUGUUUUCACGCAACAGGUCCUGGCGAAAGCCUUGAGACAGAUGGUUGAUCAGUCUCCUCUCCCGCUGCUCUUCAUGAGGACAGUGAUUCAAGCCAUUGACGCUUUUCCUACUCUGGUUGAUUUUGUGAUGGAGAUACUCUCCAAACUUGUGGUUAGACAGGUAUGGAGGAUGCCAAAGUUGUGGGUGGGAUUCCUAAAAUGUGUCUCACAAACGCAACCACAUUCCUUUCCUGUACUACUACAGUUGCCACCACCGCAGCUUGAGAGUGCUCUAAACAAAUAUGUUAAUCUCCGAAGUCCAUUGGUUGCCUUUGCAAAUCAGCCAAAUGUUAAAACUUCACUCCCUAGAUCAACCUUGGUACAACUUGGUCUUUUUAAUGAACCAAGUUUGCAGCAACCACAUCUCUCAUCUACUGUGCGUGCCUCAGAGACAGGUGCUUCUGUUCAUGGAACAACACUAACAUGAUAGUGCACUUUCUUAAAGGAAAGAAGCAGUGAAGUAAUACAUGGCGUAGGCACCAGGGCUACUGCACCCCUUCUUAAAGGAAAGAAGCAGUGAAGUAAUACAUGGCGUAGGCACCAGGGCUACUGCACCCCUUAUUGCAACAAUGUGCUAUGAUUCUCCAGGGUCUGCGUAAAUUGUGGCUAGUAUCUACCUCCGUUAGAAGUCAGGCACAACCUGCUGGCAACAAGAUGGCUGUGGCCAAAAGGUUUUGAGGAGAGAUCUCCCUUUGGAGAAUGUAUCAUAAGAUGUCAAUUUCCUCGUGGUUUUUUACCUGCUAUCUGUUUGUCAUUCAUUAAAUUGUUGUUUAAUUUGUGUGCCUGCAGGCAUCAGUUGAGGUGUCUAGGCAACCAAUUUGUGUUUUGGGGAGUAGCAUAGCUGGUAGGUCAGGUUAUUUAUAAACUUUUGUAUGAGAGGGAGGCGAGCCGGAAGUGUGUAAUUGUACUAUAGUUUUAUAGCCCCAUCCCACUUCCCCCUCUCCCUCCCCCCCAA
Messenger RNA from Solanum dulcamara, 4839 nucleotides. RefSeq lists its product as uncharacterized. The coding region runs from base 316 to 4311 and encodes 1331 amino acids. NCBI's taxonomy places the organism in Eukaryota, Viridiplantae, Streptophyta, Magnoliopsida, Solanales, Solanaceae. The record is from RefSeq and is a predicted model, not a curated record. The transcript is spliced from 27 exons.